This is a messenger RNA of Arabidopsis lyrata subsp. lyrata, 2824 nucleotides long. RefSeq lists its product as uncharacterized. The transcript has 11 exons. NCBI's taxonomy places the organism in Eukaryota, Viridiplantae, Streptophyta, Magnoliopsida, Brassicales, Brassicaceae. Bases 425 to 2554 code for a protein of 709 amino acids. The record is from RefSeq and is a predicted model, not a curated record.
GAUUCUUCUCUCUAGGGUCAAAAAGUAAAACCCACACUCUUUUUGCUCUUCUGCUGUAUUUCUCUGUGUACUGGCGCGUGAGACAGAACAUCAAAUCUUUGCUACAUGUCUUUGGUCGUAUCCGUAUAUAUGUUCUUCUUCUUCUUAUUAUAGCAGAAAGAAAAAAAAAAUAAUCGCUUUCAUAAACUCAAGAUUUGUUUUUUCAAUGGUGGAAGAAGACAAGUCAUGUUUUUUUUUUAGUUUUCUUGGAGUUUAGUUUCUUCUUAUGAUUCAUUCAUAAAUCUGAGGAAAUUUCUCAAAUCUGUUUCUUUCUCUUUCUCUGAAGUCAAAACCCAACUAAGAGAUUCCUCUUCUUCUUCUUCUGGUUCUCUGUUUGAGAUCAGUUACAAUUUGAGCUUUGUUUCUAAGUUCUAAGUUCUUAGAGAUGGGAUUUGAAGACAAGAAAAUGCAGAGACAGAGACAUAAGCGUUCAAAGAGUUGUACUGUGUUUGAAAAGAAAAAGCUUGAAGAUGAGAAUAGCAUUGAUUCUUCUCUGGAUGCUUCUCAACGCCUCAAGCUCGACUUACCUCGUUGUUGCGAUAAAUCUGUUGAAACAAAGAAGGAUCUGUCCCCUGAUGUAAAAUUCAAGAGCUCUCUGAAGCAAGAGAUUCAAGAGCUUGAGAAAAGAUUACAGAACCAGUUCGAUGUCCGUGGUGCGUUAGAGAAGGCAUUAGGCUAUAAAACGCCUUCUCGAGACAUCAAAGCCGACUAUACUCCAAAGCCUCCAACAGAAUUGAUCAAGGAAAUCGCGGUGUUAGAGUUGGAAGUUUCACAUUUGGAACAGUACCUUCUAUCUUUGUAUCGUAAAGCAUUUGAUCAACAAACAUCUUCUGUAUCGCCACCAACAUCGAAACAACAGAGCUCGAGUUCACCUAAAUCUACUCUCAGAGGAAAACGUCUAGACUUUUCAAAAACACCUGAAACUCGGUGUUUCUCAUUUGACAACAGACUGAAGAGUCCACGUUUGGUGGAGAAGGAGCUAGAGUCUCCUAACCUUAGAUGCAGACAAGAAAGCUUAGCCACGCAACCUCGAUGUUUCUCAUUUGACAAUAGACUGAAGGAACCUGGUUCUGCUGGUCGACAAUUCAAUCAAGAAGACGCAAGAAUCGAUUCUCAGUGUUUCUCCUUUGACAAUAGAGUGAAAGAACCCGUUUCUGCUGCUCGACAAUUCAAUCAAGAAAGCUCAUUAUUUGAUUCUCAGAGUUUCUCCGUUGACAAUAGACUGAAGGAACCCGGUUCUGCUGCUGCUCGGCGAUUCAUUCAAGAAAACUCAACAAUUGACUCUAGGUGUUUCUCUUUUGACAAUAGACUGAAAGAUCAAUGUUUUAUGGAGAAGGAGGACAUCGAUUCUUGUGUUCGUCGUUGCCAGUCCUCUCUUAAUCAACGUUCCACCUUCAAUAACCGAAUAUUUACACCAGAAGACUCGGUAUUCACGUGCCACUCCCAACCAUUGUCUAUACAGAAAUACAUACAAAAUGGAUCAAAUGCUGCAAGCCUUGCAGAACACAUGGGAACUCGAAUAUCCGAUCACAUAUUUAUGACUCCUAACAAGUUAUCAGAGGAGAUGAUAAAAUGUGUAUCGGCUAUAUACUCCAAGCUAGCUGAUCCACCAUCGAUAAACCACGGUUUCUCAUCCCCAAGUUCAUCUCCAUCAUCAACAAGCGAGUUUUCGCCUCAAGAACAGUAUGAUAUGUGGAGUCCAAGCUUCAGAAAAAACUCGUCUUUCGAUGACCAAUUUGAAUUCAGUGGACCUUACAGCUCAAUGAUUGAAGUGUCACACAUUCAUCGAAACCAUAGGAAAGGACGCGACCUUGACCUGAUGAAUCGAAACUUCAGCUUGCUUAUUAAGCAACUGGAAAGUGUUGAUCCAAGAAAGCUGACUCAUCAAGAGAAACUGGCGUUCUGGAUUAACGUACAUAACGCGCUUGUGAUGCAUACAUUUCUGGCAAGUGGGAUUCCACAGAGCAAUGGGAAGCGGUUUUUACUACUCUCCAAGCCAGCUUACAAGAUAGGAGGUCGCAUGGUAAGCGUAGAAGCGAUAGAAAAUUAUAUUCUUCGCAUCAAGAUGCCUCGUCCUGGCCAGUGGCUGAAGUUAUUACUCAUUCCGAAAAAGUUAAGAACCGGAGACGUAAAUCAAGAAUAUUCCCUCGAACAUUCGGAGCCUCUCUUAUACUUUGCCCUAUGUUCAGGCAACCAUUCUGACCCUGCGAUUCAUGUUUAUACGCCCAAGGGAAUAUACCAAGAGCUAGAAACCGCAAAGGAAGAGUACAUUCGCGCAACGUUUGGGGUUAAAAAGGACCAGAAACUAGUCUUACCAAAGAUCAUUGAGUCUUUUAGCAAAGACUCAGGUUUGAGUCAAGCAGCAUUGAUGGAGAUGAUUCAAGAAUGUCUCCCGGAGACAAUGAAGAAAACCAUAAAGAAACUUAACUCGGGGAGAUCCCGAAAGAGCAUUGUUGAAUGGACGCCUCAUAGUUUCGUGUUUCGGUAUUUGAUAGCCAGAGAACUUGUUAGAUGAGAGAUUUAUAUGGUCCUUUUGGUAAGGUUUUUUUUAUUUGCAGGACUCUGUUUCUUGUAAUGUUAUUGGUGAAGUAAGUAUAUAGGAGAAUGUAUUGGGAGUGUAGAGACUAGAGAGUAGAAAUAGAAAUAGAAGAGAAACUGCAUGCCGUUUUUCGGUUACCAAUCCGGGAUGAUGUUUUGGCUUGUGUUAUCUUUGCUUUAGAAGAAUAAGUUGUACUGUACAUAAAAAAUCAAUUCCCUUAUUUUUUAAAUUUAUUUGUUAUAGUAA